AUGGUAUACACAGCUUCUUUCGCCUUCUUCGAGGCUUUGUGGGAAGCUGGCGUAAGGAACGUUUUCGUCAACCUAGGAUCUGACCAUCCCUCCAUCAUCGAAGCCAUUGUCAAAGGCCAGAACGAGAAGAAGGGUCAAUUCCCCAAAAUCGUGACAUGUCCAAACGAGAUGGUUGCCUUGUCUAUGGCGGACGGCUACGCUCGAUUCACUGGCAAACCCCAAUGCGUUAUCGUACACGUCGAUGUCGGUACCCAAGGCCUCGGAGCGGCUGUCCACAAUGCCUCAUGCGGACGAGCACCGGUGCUCAUCUUUGCGGGCCUAUCCCCGUAUACAAUCGAAGGAGAGAUGCGUGGAAGCAGGACAGAAUACAUCCACUGGAUACAGGAUGUGCCGGAUCAGAAGCAGAUCGUGGCCCAGUACUGCAGAUACACUGGAGAGAUCAAGACGGGCAAGAACGUCAAGCAGAUGGUCAACCGCGCACUGUCGUUCGCCAUGAGCGACCCCAAAGGCCCCGUCUAUCUGUACGGCGCACGAGAGCCCAUGGAGGAGGACCUCGCGCCAUACCAGCUGCAGCUCGACUACUGGCGUCCUAUCGAGCCAUCAGCGCUCCCUCCAAGUGGAGUUGAGAACAUCGCAGAGGCCUUGGUCAAUGCACAAGAACCGCUUGUCAUCGCAGGCUACACAGGUCGUAAUCACGCAGCUGUACAAGAGCUAGUCAACCUGGCAGACAACGUCAAGGGUCUACGUGUACUCGACACAGGGGGCAGCGACAUGUGCUUCCCCGCGAACCACCCAGCCUGGCUCGGUCUGCGCUACGGCAACGAUCCUAGCAUUAAGACAGCGGAUGUCAUUCUAGUCAUCGACUGCGAUGUGCCUUGGAUCAACACGCAAUGCCACCCCAAAGACACCACCAAGAUCUUUCAUGUCGACGUAGAUCCCCUGAAGCAGCAGAUGCCCGUCUUCUACCUCAAUGCCAUUCAACGCUACCGUGCAGACUCCUACACUUCGCUUUCACAGCUGAACGCCUACCUCGAGACAAACCUUAAAGACAAGCUGUCAAGCGAGCUCUUCACAUCCCGCUGGUCAGCCCUUCAACAGUCUCACAAGGAGAAGCUAGAAACGAUUGCCAGCGAAGCCACAGUAGACGAUCAGGGUCACUUCGCAACGCCCUACUUGUGCUCGCAACUCAAAGCCCUCUGCCCCAACGACACAAUCUGGGCCAUCGAAGCCGUGACCCAAACCGGUUUCGUAGCCGACCAGAUUCAAGCCACGCUGCCUGGGUCCUGGAUCAAUUGCGGAGGAGGUGGUCUCGGUUGGUCUGGCGGCGGUGCCCUUGGUAUCAAGCUAGCCACAGACACAGAGGGCAAGAAGCAGUUCGUAUGUCAGAUUGUGGGUGAUGGAACGUAUCUCUUCUCGGUGCCUGGGUCGGUGUACUGGAUCUCGCAGCGCUACAAUAUCCCCAUCCUGACUGUUGUGCUGAACAACAAGGGUUGGAAUGCGCCGAAGAGGAGUCUUCUGCUUGUGCAUCCUGAUGGCGAAGGGUCUAAGGUGAGCAACGAGGAGCUCAAUAUCAGCUUUGCGCCGACACCAGACUAUUCGGGUAUCGCAAAGGCAGCGUCUGGUGGUGAGAUAUGGGCUGGUCACGCGAGUACGGCGGAAGAGUUGGGUAAGCUCCUGCCUGAGGCUAUCAAGAGUGUGUUGAGCGGGAAGUCAGCGGUCCUGGACGCACACUUGGAAGGUCCAGAAGGGAAGUAUGGUGGUGGAAAGGGCAGGCUAGGCUAA
Macroventuria anomochaeta is the source of this 1782-nucleotide messenger RNA. Its product is annotated as thiamine diphosphate-binding protein. The transcript is spliced from 3 exons. The record is from RefSeq and is a predicted model, not a curated record. Gene Ontology annotation, biological process: L-valine biosynthetic process. Gene Ontology annotation, cellular component: mitochondrion; acetolactate synthase complex. Gene Ontology annotation, molecular function: magnesium ion binding; thiamine pyrophosphate binding; flavin adenine dinucleotide binding. Lineage: Eukaryota; Fungi; Ascomycota; Dothideomycetes; Pleosporales; Didymellaceae. Bases 1 to 1782 code for a protein of 593 amino acids.